AUGUCGGUGCCGGCUGCUGCCAGCAACCUGCCCAUGCGGCUGCUCCGCAGGAAGAUCCACAAGCGCAACCUGAAGCUGCGACAGCGCAACCUGAAGCUGCAGGCGGCGCAGGGGGCAGCGCCCUCGGCCAGCGAGGCGGCUUCGCAGGGGCCCCCGGAGGAAGAGGAGGAGGAGGAGGCGGCGGUGCCAGAGGCGCCAGAGGUGGCGGCAGCGGCCCAGGAGGGCGCGGAGCCUGCGGACGCAGCCGGACUCCGCAGCGGGGAAAAGAAGAAAAAGAAGAAAAAAAAGAGAAAAGCGGUGGCCAAUGGAGGAGAUGAUACAGAAACCAAAAAAGCAAAAACUGAAGAAGAUGAAUCUGCAGAGGUAGAAGAUGAAGAUAAGCAGGACUCUGGAGAGAAAGAAGUGGAAGAGGAGGAAGAUGAAGUGCCCAGUUUGCCACUAGGUGUAACAGGUGCUUUUGAAGACAAUUCCUUUUCUUCCCUGGCUGGUUGUGUCAGUGAGAAUACAUUGAAAGGCAUAAAUGACAUGGGGUUUACACACAUGACCGAAAUUCAACAUAAAAGUAUUAAGCCUCUUCUGGAAGGCAGGGAUAUUUUAGCAGCUGCAAAAACAGGCAGUGGAAAAACACUUGCGUUUCUCAUUCCUGCAGUAGAGCUCAUCUACAAGCUGAAAUUCAUGCCUAGGAAUGGUACGGGUGUUAUUAUUCUUUCUCCUACUCGAGAGCUGGCUAUGCAAACCUAUGGAGUUCUUAAAGAACUUAUGAAUCAUCACGUUCAUACCUAUGGUCUGAUAAUGGGGGGCAGCAACAGAUCAGCAGAAGCACAGAAGCUUGGAAAUGGAAUCAACAUCAUUGUAGCAACACCAGGAAGACUGCUGGAUCAUAUGCAGAACACUCCAGGUUUCAUGUACAAGAACUUGCAGUGUUUGGUAAUUGAUGAGGCAGAUCGAAUCUUGGAGGUUGGAUUUGAAGAAGAAAUGAAACAGAUCAUAAAACUUUUACCAAAGCGCAGACAGACGAUGCUUUUCUCUGCCACACAAACCAGAAAGGUCGAAGAUCUGGCAAAGAUCUCUCUGAAGAAAGAGCCACUGUAUGUUGGGGUUGAUGAUAACAAGGAGACAGCAACAGUAGAUGGUCUGGAGCAGGGUUAUGUGGUCUGUCCAUCUGAAAAAAGAUUCCUUUUGCUCUUCACAUUCCUCAAGAAGAACCGGAAGAAGAAACUGAUGGUAUUUUUUUCUUCAUGUAUGUCAGUGAAGUACCACUAUGAAUUACUCAACUACAUUGAUCUGCCUGUUUUGGCCAUUCAUGGUAAGCAGAAACAGACCAAACGUACUACAACGUUUUUCCAGUUCUGUAAUGCGGAGUCUGGAAUACUGCUGUGCACUGAUGUGGCUGCCAGAGGAUUGGACAUUCCUGAGGUUGACUGGAUUGUCCAGUAUGACCCUCCAGAUGAUCCAAAGGAAUAUAUCCAUCGUGUUGGUCGGACUGCCAGAGGAAUAAACGGAAGAGGACAUGCUCUGCUCAUCUUACGACCAGAAGAACUGGGCUUCCUUCGUUAUCUUAAACAAGCCAGGGUACCGCUAAGUGAAUUUGAAUUUUCUUGGUCAAAAAUCUCAGACAUCCAGUCUCAGCUGGAAAAACUGAUAGAGAAGAACUACUUCCUUCACAAGUCAGCCCAGGAAGCUUACAAAGCUUAUAUCAGAGCUUACGACUCCCAUUCUCUGAAGCAGAUCUAUGAUGUCAAUAAUUUGGAUCUUCCAAAAGUCUGCCUUUCGUUUGGUUUUAAAGUUCCUCCGUUUGUUGACCUCAAUGUGAACAGCAACCGUGGCAGAAGACUACAGAAAAGAGGUGGAGGUGGGGGAUUUGGCUACCAGAAAUCAAAGAGUGUCCACAAAGCAAAAAUCUUCAAACACAUCAGCAAGAAAUCUGACAAUCGGCAGUUUUCUCGUUAAUCCUGGUCAUUAAAAUGCCUUGGGGCCUUGGAGUAGCUUACCUUGAUCAAAACCAUCUGGCAGUUACUUCCAAUUUAAACAGCUCCUUUCCCAUUUUUAGGUCUCUUUAAGGAUUUUUUUCUUUUCUGAAAACAUCUUUUAUUUUUCACUUCAGGAAGACUCUUCAGAACUGAGGCUAAAGGAGAAUAUGGCCAGAAAAUUUUGCCAUGGUGGUUGUAAGGAAGAAGAUCAUUUAAAUUACCUAAGUCAAUAUUACAGAGAUUUUUAUUAAAGAAAUGGAGAAUACCUUUAGGUUUUAUAGAAGAAUUUGCUUUACAUUUACCCUUCUUUAUAUGCAUACCUCUGAAAACUGUUAGAGUGGACAACAUAAGGACAUUGUGAGAUAAAAAGGUUUUGCUCAUAUGAAUCAUUGCAAAGGGUUUUACUGCUCCAGAACUCUGCUUUGGCCAUCAAAUAUGCUGAAGAAUAUAGGGAGAUUCCUUUAGAACUGAACCAUGGAUGAAUAAUUAAGGCUGUAUGAGCUUGUGAAUAAUUUCAGACAUGGUUAUCUGUAUAACAAGUAAAGUGUCCAAAAUAAAAUAAAUAUCUUACAUCA
Molecule: messenger RNA, 2545 nt
Organism: Lonchura striata (white-rumped munia)
Lineage: Eukaryota; Metazoa; Chordata; Aves; Passeriformes; Estrildidae
Gene: DDX18
Product: DEAD-box helicase 18
Molecular function (GO): nucleic acid binding; ATP binding; RNA helicase activity
Source: RefSeq, a predicted model, not a curated record